AAUACCGUGGACGCACUAGGCGAAAGCUGUGUGGUACGUGUUGUGCGAGUGCUUGUGUGACUCAUUCCACUGGAUCUCAGAAUCGAGUUAUCAGGAAAAGGGGACAGUUCAAUACGAAUUAAAACGGUGUGGACAGUGUCACCCGUUGGAGCGAUGUCUUACCCAAUGCCGUCGAACCAGUCGCGACCAGUGUCCCACGGUAACUACCAGGGUCCCUGUGACCUCCCAAUGGGUUCCUCAAAGGAGCAAACCCUGAUGUGGCAGCAGAACUCCUACAUGGGUGAUUCCGGCAUUCACUCUGGAGCGGCCACCCAGGCCCCCUCGCUCUCUGGCAAAGAGGACGACGAGAUGGAGGGGGACCAGCUGAUGUUCGACCUGGACCAGGGAUUCACCCAGAACCUCACCCAGGACCAGAUAGACGAGGUGAACCAGCAGUUGAGCCACACUCGCUCCCAGCGUGUGCGAGCAGCAAUGUUCCCCGAGACUCUGGAGGAGGGGAUUGAAAUUCCCUCGACGCAGUUCGAUCCUGCCCAGCCGACAGCUGUUCAGCGACUCGCUGAGCCCAGUCAGAUGCUUAAACAUGCUGUUGUCAAUCUGAUAAACUACCAGGACGACGCUGAUCUGGCCACACGAGCCAUUCCAGAGCUCAUCAAGCUCCUCAACGACGAGGACCAGGUGGUGGUGUCACAGGCUGCCAUGAUGGUGCACCAGCUCUCGAAGAAGGAAGCCUCUCGCCACGCCAUCAUGAACAGCUCGCAGAUGGUGGCCGCCUUGGUCAGGGCCAUCUCCAACAGCGACGACCUCGAGUCGACGAAAGCUGCUGUGGGAACUCUUCACAAUUUGUCCCAUCACAGGCAGGGGCUUCUCGCCAUAUUCAAGAGUGGGGGCAUCCCCGCUCUCGUUAAAUUACUCAGCUCUGGGGUGGAGUCUGUCCUGUUCUAUGCUAUCACCACUCUUCAUAACCUUUUGCUUCAUCAGGAUGGCUCCAAAAUGGCCGUUCGCCUCGCUGGGGGGCUUCAGAAAAUGGUGGCUCUGCUACAACGGAAUAAUGUCAAGUUUCUGGCUAUUGUCACGGACUGCCUGCAGAUCCUCGCGUAUGGGAAUCAGGAGAGCAAACUUAUUAUUCUUGCUUCACAGGGACCCAUCGAACUUGUGAGGAUCAUGAGGUCUUAUGAUUAUGAGAAACUGCUGUGGACUACUUCCAGGGUUUUGAAAGUAUUGUCAGUAUGCUCCAGCAACAAGCCAGCGAUUGUCGACGCAGGUGGUAUGCAAGCAUUGGCCAUGCACUUGGGCAAUGCGAGCCAGAGGCUCGUGCAGAAUUGUCUCUGGACCCUGCGAAAUCUCUCAGACGCUGGGACGAAGGUCGAUGGCCUCGAGGGACUACUCCAGGGGUUGGUUCAGGUUCUUGCGUCCAAUGACGUCAAUGUCGUAACUUGUGCCGCUGGAAUUCUGUCUAAUCUCACGUGCAAUAAUCAACGUAACAAGGCAACAGUCUGCAAUGUUGGUGGUGUUGACGCCCUCGUGCGUACAAUCGUAAAUGCCGGUGAUCGUGAAGAGAUCACAGAGCCAGCAGUCUGUGCCCUUCGUCACCUGACAUCACGUCACGUCGAGGCAGAAAUGGCACAGAAUGCUGUACGCAUUAAUUACGGUAUUCAGGUGAUAGUGAAGCUCCUUCAUCCACCAUCACGUUGGCCACUGGUCAAAGCUGUCAUUGGGCUCAUUCGUAAUCUGGCGCUGUGCCCAGCCAACCACGUCCCACUGCGCGAACAUGGGGCUAUUCAUCAUCUCGUGAGGCUUCUUGGUCGAGCAUUCCAGGAUACAGAGAGGCAAAGAGCCUCUGUGACGGGCAUGGGGAGCCAGCAAGCUUACGCUGAUGGUGUUCGUAUGGAGGAGAUCGUUGAAGGAACUGUUGGUGCACUCCAUAUUCUUGCGAGAGAAUCACAUAAUAGGGCUAUUAUAAGGGCUCAGAGUGUGAUUCCAAUCUUUGUUCAAUUGCUGUUCAAUGAAAUCGAGAACAUCCAACGUGUGGCAGCAGGAGUGCUCUGCGAACUGUCCAACGACAAGGAAGGCGCUGAGAUGAUCGAGCAAGAAGGUGCAACAGCACCCCUCACAGAACUCCUCCACUCGCGCAACGAGGGUGUCGCAACCUACGCAGCAGCCGUGCUGUUCCGUAUGAGUGAUGACAAGCCUCAGGACUACAAGAAACGUCUCUCACUGGAGCUGACUAACUCGCUAUUCCGUGAGGACACGAAUAUGUGGAAUAAUGCGGACUUUGGAAUGGGUCCGGAUCUACAGGACAUGCUCGGCCCUGACCAAGGUUAUGAUGGUAUGUAUGGACAGGGACCUCCUAGUGUUCACAGCAGUCACGGUGGACGUGGUUAUCAACCCCAAGCCGGUUAUGACCAGAUACCAAUAGACUCAAUGCAAGGAUUAGAAAUAGGGGGUGGUUCAACAUAUGGCGCUAUGGACGCUAUGGAUGUGGCACACGAGGGUGACUUGAGCUUUGAUCAUCUGGCUGAGCUUCCAGCGCCGCCGCAGGACAACAAUCAAGUCGCAGCCUGGUACGACACAGACUUGUAAAAAAAAGUCCCAUGCAGAAAAAUGAGAGUUUUCUUUAAAUGUCUGUGGACACAGCCCGCGCUGGAGGCUCUCCUCGAAAUUAACGAAGGCCGGGUGAAAUAGUAUUUUUUAUUGAAUUCAUUUGGCAUGACGUUCAUGAAUAAAAUAUCAUCAAUUGAGACAAAGAAAUAAUCAAUUUCUAUUUGAUUUGAAGAGUGUUAUUUUUUUUAACGAAGGGAAAUGCAUUCUCUCAUUCAUUAUUCAUCAGUUCCAUAUUUACCCAUUCAUUUGUGAAUUUACACGUCAAGUGUACUCGACAAUUUGCCCAGAGUAUUAAUUAAAAUAUAAUUGACAUCUCUCAACUACAAAUUGUUAUUUUAUUCAUCAACAGAACGACGAAUUACUCUUUAUUUUUAGCCAAUGGCUAAUAAAUUCUAUUAUUUUUUCUAUGUAUUUUAAUUUUUAUAUUAUAUAUUAUUACAUACGCAAUUAUCGUGUAAUGCGCAGGAUACGCCUACAAUUGAGGCUCUUAUUCACUCUUUCGUUAAAGUUUUUUUUGCAAUUGAUAAAUAAUCGACUGAAAUAAGAGAGAAUAUUUGUUAUACAAAGUGAGCAAAAAAAAAUUACGUCUCCUGUAUUUUUUAUUUGUCUAUAAUCGCGUUAAUGAGAAAUCUUCGUAACAUAGUAUUAUAAGAAUUGGAUACUGUUUUUUCGAGAAACCAUUCAACACUGAAACGAGUAAAUUAAGAGUAAUCAUUAAAAAAUGGAGAUUCACAGGCCAUAAGAAUAAACAAUCCCGUUUUCAUGCGAAUUCUGAGGAAAUGAAGAAAAACUAUUUAUACAAUUUUUCGUCCCCCCUGAAGUGUUAGUGCAGCUCGACUAUGAAUUAAAUUAAUUACAAUCACGUAUUAAACAAUUAUAUCAAUGGAUUUUUCGCAUUAUACAUUUUACAGGGUCGUAACGGAGAAAACACAAAUCAAGAUGAAUUAAAAUUAAAUAUAUAUUAAUUUCAUUUAUCAUUAAUUAAUAUGUAGGUAAAAUUGCACCGAGCGGAUUUUUGGGGUAUCAGUUCGAAAAUCCGUGCGUCGUCAAUGUAAAUUAGAUUUAACGACAAAACAAAUAAAACAAAAUCAAAUAUGUAAUUCGUACAGGUAUAUGUAUCGUUUACUUGUCCAUACGAAUAAAAUAAAAACGUCAAAAAUCCAUUUG
Diachasma alloeum is the source of this 3768-nucleotide messenger RNA. Its product is annotated as armadillo segment polarity protein. The coding region runs from base 154 to 2580 and encodes 808 amino acids. The transcript is spliced from 8 exons. NCBI's taxonomy places the organism in Eukaryota, Metazoa, Arthropoda, Insecta, Hymenoptera, Braconidae. Gene Ontology annotation, biological process: positive regulation of transcription by RNA polymerase II; cell adhesion. Gene Ontology annotation, molecular function: protein phosphatase binding; cadherin binding; alpha-catenin binding. The record is from RefSeq and is a predicted model, not a curated record. Gene Ontology annotation, cellular component: catenin complex; adherens junction.